CACCCCGUUGGACCCGCGCCCGCUGGGAACAAAGGGACGCGCUGGGCCCUAAGGGCCACUAACAUCAGCACCUGCGCUCACGGCGCACUAGCUCGCCCCAAGCGGGAAGUAACCCACCGACACAUCCCAACCAGAGAGCCCCCCACUCACAACUGCCCUCACGCCACGCCACCAUGGAUGACGCCCCACUGGCAGCACCCCCUGUCCCUGCCCCGGCCCCGGCCCCAGCACCGCCCGCCGCCGCCCCCCGCGUCCCGUUUCACUGCAGUGAGUGUGGCAAGAGCUUCCGCUACCGCUCGGACCUGCGGCGCCACUUCGCGCGUCACACUGCUCUCAAGCCCCACGCGUGUCCACGCUGUGGCAAGGGUUUCAAGCACAGCUUCAACCUGGCCAACCACCUGCGCUCGCACACGGGUGAGCGGCCCUACCGCUGCUCCGCCUGCCCCAAGGGGUUCCGAGACUCCACUGGCCUAUUGCACCACCAGGUCGUCCACACUGGCGAGAAGCCCUACUGCUGCCUGGUCUGCGAGCUCCGCUUUUCCUCGCGCUCCAGUCUGGGCCGCCACCUCAAGCGCCAGCACCGCGGCGUGCUCCCGUCGCCCCUGCAGCCGGGCCCUGGGCUGCCAGCCCUGGGCGCGCCCUGCUCUGUCUGCUGCAACGUGGGGCCCUGCUCCGUGUGCGGGGGCGCGGGUGCUGGCAGUGGAGAGGGCCCAGAGGGGGCGGGCCCUGGCAGCUGGGGGCUGGCAGAGGCCGCUGCUGCUGCCGCUGCUUCGCUGCCCCCAUUCGCAUGUGGUGCCUGCGCACGGCGCUUUGACCAUGGCCGUGAGCUGGCGGCCCAUUGGGCCGCACACACCGACGUAAAGCCCUUCAAGUGCCCGCGCUGCGAGCGCGACUUCAAUGCGCCUGCGCUGCUGGAGCGGCACAAGCUAACCCACGACCUGCAGGGCCCGGGAGCACCCCCAGCGCAGGCCUGGGCCGCCGGGGCUGUUGCAGGGCCUGAGACCCCUGCAGAGGGUGGCGCUGCGGAAGCAGGUGAUGCCAGGCCAGCCUGGGACGGUGGGCUGCUCCUUGGCCGCGUAGGGGGUGGUGUGCCUGAGCUGGGGACACUGCUUCCCGAGGGUGGUGGGGAGGCCCCUGCUCCUGCGGCCGCAGCGGAGCCAUCGGAAGACACACUGUACCAGUGCGAUUGCGGGACCUUCUUCGCUUCGGCGGCAGCACUGGCCAGCCACCUGGAGGCGCAUUCGGGGCCGGCCACCUACGGCUGCGGCCACUGUGGAGCGCUGUACGCAGCCCUGGCGGCUCUGGAGGAGCACAGGCGAGCCAGCCACGGGGAAGGCGGCGGGGCGGAGGCGUCCCCCGUGGCCCCUGAGGGGGAGCCCGCAUCAGGGGAGCCGGCGUCCACCUCCGGCCGCGGCAAGAAGAUCUUUGGCUGCUCCGAGUGCGAGAAGCUGUUCCGCUCACCGCGGGACCUGGAGAGGCACGUGCUGGUGCACACGGGUGAGAAGCCGUUCCCGUGCCUCGAGUGCGGCAAGUUCUUCCGCCACGAGUGCUACCUCAAGCGCCACCGGCUGCUGCACGGCACCGAGCGGCCCUUCCCCUGCCACAUCUGCGGCAAGGGCUUCAUCACCCUCAGCAACCUCUCCAGGCACCUGAAGCUGCACCGGGGCAUGGACUGACUGCUGCUGGCUGGCCCGGGACUGGACUCACGGCCCCCGGGAGACUGCCCAAAUCCCCACACGGGCCCUAAGUUGAAGGGCCCUGGGGCUGGCGAGAUGGGACUCAGGGCCCCCAGGGGACCGUCCAAAUCCAGACAUGCACCCUGAGUUCAGGAGUCCUGGCUGGAGAGGUGGGGCCCUCUGCUGGGGGUCCGGGGUCUAUGAAGACUGGAGCUUGAGGCCUCCCUGGAACCUGUGCUGGGUGCCCCCUAAUUAAAGGGCCUCUAGGCCGGGGGGCCCAGGGGUGAGAAAUGGGUCUCCGCAGGUAAUUUUCACCUUAAGGGCCCUCAUGAAAGAUGAGCACCCCUCCCCCAAGGGGAGUCUGCCUCUCCCUGAGAGCCAUCAUUCCCAAGGAUCUUGAUCUGGAGAACGUAGGGCAACCACGUCCCUAUGUUUCCCCGGGUCCCCUCCGAAUGCUACCCACCUGUCACUGGUGCCCUUAGGGAACGGGUAGCACCGGAAUCUGCCUUCCCCUGUCUCAUUCCCUAUGCUGAGAGAGGACCAGGGCAGACGCCCCCUGCCCUCAACCCACUCCCCAAGUAGGCCCCCCCUACUGCAGAAUGGAUCAACCCUAAUGACUUUCCCCAUCCCCAAGCACUAGAAUAGGCCAGUUGGAAACCCCCGCACCCAGUAGGAUGGACUGAUGCAGGUAUACACCCUCCUGUCCAGUGGCAAGGGCUGGCCCAGGCUGUGGCCUGCCCCGCCCCCGCCCCGCAGUGAGUAGGGCAGACACACCACCCCUCUCCUGAUGCAUUCCCCGUCCUGUGAACCCAUCUGAGCAGGAGGUGGCGGACACUGGAGUCUCCCUCCUGCUCUGCUGUAGAAUGUGUCCGUCUUUCCAUUCCUGUCAGUUUGUCUGUCUCUGUGUUCCUCCCAACACCAAGGGAAAGGAGGGUUUGGCUAGGGGGACCUCCCCAUGAGCCUCGACCUCACCCCCUCUUCCCAGUCCCCAGUGUCUCCAGGGCUCCCAAUAAACCUCGUCCUGUCAGUCA
This is a messenger RNA of Phyllostomus discolor (pale spear-nosed bat), 2707 nucleotides long. RefSeq names its product FLT3 interacting zinc finger 1 (gene FIZ1). NCBI's taxonomy places the organism in Eukaryota, Metazoa, Chordata, Mammalia, Chiroptera, Phyllostomidae. Gene Ontology annotation, cellular component: nucleus. Bases 174 to 1676 code for a protein of 500 amino acids. Gene Ontology annotation, molecular function: RNA polymerase II transcription regulatory region sequence-specific DNA binding; DNA-binding transcription factor activity, RNA polymerase II-specific. The transcript has 3 exons. The record is from RefSeq and is a predicted model, not a curated record. Gene Ontology annotation, biological process: regulation of transcription by RNA polymerase II.